Messenger RNA from Diachasmimorpha longicaudata, 1403 nucleotides. RefSeq names its product ubiquinone biosynthesis protein COQ4 homolog, mitochondrial-like. Gene Ontology annotation, biological process: ubiquinone biosynthetic process. The transcript has 5 exons. The record is from RefSeq and is a predicted model, not a curated record. Gene Ontology annotation, cellular component: mitochondrion; mitochondrial inner membrane. The coding region runs from base 1 to 1005 and encodes 334 amino acids. Lineage: Eukaryota; Metazoa; Arthropoda; Insecta; Hymenoptera; Braconidae.
AUGCAGAACGACAAUGUCUGGUGGUUGCAGGUUGGUUCAGCCUUGUUCUACGGAUUAUCAUCAGUUUUGAUAACAUUUGUAAACAAAACUGUGUUAACUUCGUACGAUUUUCCAUCGUUUCAAGUUCUCGGUAUUGGCCAGAUGUUGGCGACAAUAGUUGUGCUGUCGUUGGCAAAACAAUUGCGUUAUGUUGAUUUUCCUAACCUCGAUAGGUCGACAGGGAGCAAAAUAUUUCCCCUCCCUCUGAUAUACAUUGUUGUCGGUGUUCUUCUGGGAAGAAGACUGAACUCCACGUAUGGUGGUGAAGCAUUCGUUGAUGACUUCACCCGAAAUCACGUGAGACUGACCAAUUUUCAACGUGCUAUACUCGCAUGUGGCUCAGCAGCAGUCUCUCUCGUUGAUCCUUAUCGCGCUGAUAUGAUCGCUUGCCUCGGCGAGACAACCGGCAAAUUUGCAUUACUCCACUGUUACGAUAAAAUGAAAUCAACAGACGAGGGAAUGCGAAUACUCCAUGAAAAACCGAGGAUCAACACAAAUACGAUCGACAUGAAGUGGCUGGAGGAAUUACCCGAGGGAACUUUGGGGAAAACCUACCACAAUUUUUUGAAAGUCAAUAACGUAACCCCAGACUCUCGAGAUCACGUAAAAUUCGUGAAUGAAAUUGAAUUGGCAUACGUGAUGCAGCGUUAUCGCGAGGUGCACGACAUAUUUCAUGCGGUUCUGCUCAUGCCAACAACAAUGCUGGGUGAAGUGACAGUCAAGUGGGUCGAGGCACUGCAGACACGUUUGCCAAUGUGCAUCGGUGGAGCUGUCUUCGGUGCUGUACGCCUGAGACCGAGACAAAGACAGCUCUACGCAAAGUACCACUUGCCAUGGGCUAUAAACACCGGUAAGAGUGCUGAAUUUUUACUGUCAAUAUACUUCGAGGAACGAUGGGAGCAACGACUCGAUGAUUUUCACAGAGAGAUGAACAUUCAACCACUGGCUCAAAUAGUACAUAAAUAAAUUUAUACGCUAGUUUAGUUUGUUCAAUUAGUACACAGUAUAACAAUUUUUUUUUAUUGAUUGUAACACUGGAAAUAUUAAGAAUAUAAUUUUCAAUGGAGUUACGAUAUAAUCCAUAUUACAAAAUGUGUGUUUUUAUUUCUUGUUGUGUAUUAUCUUCAUUUAUCUCGUUUGUAGUACGGUAAAUAUAUAUGUUUUAUAUUUAAUUUUAUACGUAUUCCUACGGGGAAUUUCAUAAAAUCUAUAAACUACGUUGGAAAAAUUGCGGCCUAUCGUGGGUUUUCAGUGCAUUUUCAAACAUUCCAUUUCUCAUUGUGUGAAUUUUAACUGAGGAAUACUAUCGGAAUUGUUAAUUAUGUACAAACUACAAAUAAACGGGUUUUUCCAUUUUUUUCAAA